Cicer arietinum (chickpea) is the source of this 1122-nucleotide messenger RNA. Its product is annotated as transcription termination factor MTERF8, chloroplastic-like. The record is from RefSeq and is a predicted model, not a curated record. Gene Ontology annotation, molecular function: double-stranded DNA binding. NCBI's taxonomy places the organism in Eukaryota, Viridiplantae, Streptophyta, Magnoliopsida, Fabales, Fabaceae. Gene Ontology annotation, biological process: regulation of DNA-templated transcription.
AUGGGUGAAUCUUUACAAAAGAAUUUACAUUUGUGUCUCUCUAAUGAUACUAGUAGGACGGAAACUCAAGUUAUCACCAGAAACAGCCUAAAACUCUCCAAAAGGUUACAAAUCAAAAACCCUAAUUCCCCUAAUGCUGUUAUUCAACUUCUCAAAACCUAUGGCUUCUCUGAUUCACAGUUAUGUAGUUAUGUCAAAAAACACCCUUUUGUUCUUUUAUCAGAUCCUGAAAAGACCCUUUUGCCCAAACUCAAGUUUUUUCAUUCCAUUGGGGUUUCAACCACUGAUCUCCCCAAAAUCCUCAUUGGGAACACUUCCUUUUUAACUAAAAGCUUGGAGAAAACCAUUAUCCCUCGUUAUGAGAUUAUUCGGAGCCUAGUUCGGAAUGAUGAAGAGGUAGUUUCAACCAUGAAGCAUGGUUCAUGGAACGUUCAUUCUGUUUGGGUUGUAAAUGAUGCAGUUCAAAACAUUGAGGUUUUGAGGCAACUUGGUGUGCCUCAAGGUUGCAUUUCCCUUUUGGUAUCAAAUUUUCCGAGUGUAGCAUUCGCCAAGCAUAGUAAAUUUGUUGAGGCUGUUAAUAUAGUGAAAGAAAUCGGGUUUGAUCCUUCGAAGUCGAAUUUUGUUUUGGCAGUUCAAGUAAUUGCAAAGAUGGACAAAGAAAUUUGGGAGUCGAGACUUAAGAUUUUCGAGAGGUGGGGUUGGUCGAGAGACUUAUGUCGUUUGGCUUUCCGAAAAUAUCCUCAGUGUAUGAUGAUUUCAGAAAAAAAGAUUAUGAAAACAAUGAGCUUCUUGGUGAAGGAUAUGGGUUUUACCCAAGAAGACAUUGCUAAAAGCCCCAUGAUUCUGAACCGCAACUUCGAGAAAACAUUAGUCCCUAGAUAUGCAGUUGUUAAGAUUUUGAAGUCAAAGGGUUUGAUAAAGAGAGAUUAUAGCAUAACUAGCAUUAUUUCAAUUAGCGAGAAAAAGUUUUUGGGGAGAUUCGUCACCCGAUUUCAAAAAGAUGCAGCUCUGUUAAUGGAUGCAUAUAAUGGUCACAACGAGAUAUAUGCUUCUGCUACAGGAUGUAUACAAAAGUUUUAUCAAUCAUCAGAAUCUAAUGGUUUUUGCAGACUAUUGUCCUAG